UAAUGUUUGUAGUAACGCGGCAGUGGUUCAGUGCAGUUGUGCUAUCUGUGUAUCCUUAAUAUAAAUUGUGCUGCAGUGGAAGUCGUUUACUUAACGGAUAAGAAUAUAAUGCCGUGAAGAAACAAAGUGAAAUAAUAACACCAUAUAAAUGCCUUCUAUUUUGAUAAUUCAAUUUCUUCAUUUUCAACUUUGUGUCUCUUAUUGAUAUAAGAAACUAGCAGUGAAAGUGGGCUACAGCAAAAAGAUCAAUUGAAAUCAAUUCGAUUCAAUUUGCACAUAUAAACCUUAAUGCGCACAGUUCUCACAACGCAUAUGAACAUACAUACUAACAAAUGAGUGCAUUUAUGUACAAAAUUAAACUAUAAUAUUGUGCACGAGCAACUUUUUUACUGUUGGCAGAAUAUUCGAAAUAAAUGAAUAGUACAUAUUGUUUGUUUCAAAAUUUAUAUAAAACAGUUUUUUUCAAAUAAGCUUUCACAAUGACUGAUGAAAGUUUACACACAAUACCGCUUGAGCACAACAUUGACUAUCACAUUAUGUCACUUUUCGAACGAUUGGAAGCGAUGCGAAAAGACACGCAUGGUAAUGCGAUCAACAACCGGCUCUCAAGCACCCUGCAACCGAAACGCAAUAUGCAGAGAGAAAUACGGACUUUGGAAUUCUGGAGAUCGAUCAUCAGUGAAUGUCUGGCAUCAUUUUUCUACGUUUUUAUCGUUUGUGGGGCGGCAGCCGGUGCGGGGGUAGGUGCCAGCGUUUCAUCGGUGCUGCUGGCAACCGCUUUGGCUUCUGGAUUGGCAAUGGCAGCAUUAACUCAGUGCUUUAUUCACAUAUCAGGUGCCCAUAUAAAUCCUGCCGUUACGUUGGCAGCAUGCAUCAUACGCGCCAUAUCACCAAUUCGUGCUGCCAUGUAUAUAACGGCACAAUGUGGUGGCGGCAUUGCAGGAGCAGCAUUGCUUUAUGGUGUUACCGUGCCUGGUUAUCAGGGAAAUCUACAAGCAGCAAUAUCUCACAGCGCGUCAUUGGCCGCCUGGGAACGAUUUGGAGUGGAAUUUAGUCUGACUUUUGUCGUUGUACUCACAUAUUUCGUUUCAACCGACUCCAUGAAGCGUUUUAUGGGCAACUCGGCCAUUACAGUGGGGUCUGCGUAUAGUGCGUGUAGUUUUGUUUCUAUGCCUUAUUUGAAUCCAGCUCGUUCGCUAGGCCCGUCUUUUGUACUUAAUAAAUGGGAUAAUCAUUGGGUCUAUUGGUUUGGGCCACUUGUCGGCGGCAUUGCAUCCGGCUUGCUAUUCGAAUAUGUAUUCAGUACACGCCGAAACUCACGUACACACAAACCAAAUGCUGAUAACGAGUCUUCCUCUAUACAUUCCGAAGAUGAACUCAACUACGAUUUAGACGUUGAAAAACCACAUAUGCCUGCUAAAUACCCUCAGAGUACAUAUCCACGUGGACAAGCAAGCACAAAAACGGCGGUCGCAAGUAAUACUGGCACUAUUCCAGGUGGAGUUAACUAUUGUCAGAAUUUGUACACGGCACCUCCCCUUAAUAAAUUUGAUCAGCCAGAACCACUAUAUGGUGGCACACGUUCCCUAUAUUGCCGCUCUCCCACACUCACACGUACAAAUCUGAACCGUUCACAGUCUGUAUACACCAAGAGUAACACAGCUAUUAAUCGGGAGAUUGUACCUCGUCCGGGCCCGUUAGUACCAGCACAAAGCUUGUACGGUAUGCGUAUGACACAGCCACAAACCCAGGCUCAGUCAUCACAUUUACAAAAUCAGAAUGUACAAAAUCAAUUGCAGCAACGUUCAGAGAGCAUAUACGGUAUAAGGGGAUCAACAAGGCAAUCCCAACAGCAGCAGCAGCAACAGCAACAGCAUCAACAACAGCAACAUCAACAAUCUCAUCAGCAACAGUCACAACAACAGCACCAACAUCAUCAGCAACAACAACAACAUCAUCAACAACAACAACAGCAACAUCAACAGCAACACCAACAGCACCAUCAACCAGCACAACAAUCACAACUUCACCAACCCCAACCCACAAAUCAAGAUGGUCAACAGGGCUUUCAGCCUGUAUAUGGUACACGUCAUAACCCCAAUCCACUCGAUGGUAAUCUUAAAUACGAUCGUCGGCCUGAGUCGGCGUACGGCAUGGCCCUACAUCGGAACCGUGGCCAAUCGGCACAAUCGGAUGACAGUUCCUAUGGAUCAUAUCAUGGCUCAGCAGUAACCCCACCAGCACGUAAUCCGAAUUCUGGCGAAGCGAUUCUCAUGUAUGCUCCACCGCCACCGAUGCCAUCGAGUCAUUCCCAAGUCGUUGCGCCACCACCCAUUCGUACGCAAUCGGAGCGCAAAGUAACAGCACCAAUUGUCGUGUCUCAGCCACCGCAAAUAACAACUGGUGUAGUUACAUAUACUGCGAGUUCCGGUCAAGGUAUGCCACCACCUCAACAGACAUCGCAACAACAACCUCAGCAGCAACCACCACCCCAGCAACAGCAACAAUCGCAACAACAACAAAUCCUCAUUCAGCAACACCAAUCUUCCCAACAACAACAUUAUGGAGUAUUACCAAUGCGGACCAAUUGAAAUAGGCGCUUGAGCGUUGGCAACGCCAAGAGUUAUCAAAUUGGAAGUGUAUAGGGUAAAUGCUCGAGACUUAUACAUAUGUAAAUAAUGAUUACGACAAGAAUUUAACGUUAAUUUUUUCGGUUUAGGCUGUGACAAUUGUUACAAAAACAAAUUGGACUAUGCCGUCAUAUUGUGACGAAUUUCUUUUGAGUUGAGAAGAGAACAGAACAGCAUGUAAAUUGUAAGCAAAAACGUAAGCACUUUGAUUAAUUCGUGAAAUAUGCUUAAUUUAUCAGUUUAUCGUGAAAAAGUUUAAGGUAAAAAAGAAUUUGCGAUUUUAUUUUUUAUAUACAUAUGUAUGUACAUACAUAUGUAUGCAUUGAAUAAUUUUAUUCGGACCUUUUGUACAUUAUUGAGCACACUUUUGACAAUAUAUGUAGAUAAAAAAAAGAUCACAUUAUUUUUCCGUAACGUUAUUCUAUUCAUUACAGUAAAUUUUGUUUAACUAUAACCUAAUAAAUUAAGUAUAUUUCUCGAAUUAACAAAAGCGUUUUCAUUUUUGUUUACAAUUUAUAUUCUGUUGCAUCUUCUUCUCGACUUAAAGGAUUACAUACAUACAUACAUACAUAAGUACGUCACAAGAUGGCGGUUGACAUAAUCUUGUAUUCUUGUAUGUAUAAAAAUUCGCAAUACUUGUAUAUGUGUGUAUGUAUCAGAGA
Bactrocera tryoni is the source of this 3292-nucleotide messenger RNA. RefSeq names its product neurogenic protein big brain (gene bib). Lineage: Eukaryota; Metazoa; Arthropoda; Insecta; Diptera; Tephritidae. Gene Ontology annotation, molecular function: water channel activity. The record is from RefSeq and is a predicted model, not a curated record. Gene Ontology annotation, cellular component: plasma membrane. Gene Ontology annotation, biological process: transmembrane transport. The coding region runs from base 480 to 2591 and encodes 703 amino acids. The transcript is spliced from 5 exons.